This is a messenger RNA of Rhopalosiphum padi (bird cherry-oat aphid), 537 nucleotides long. Its product is annotated as insulin-like. Lineage: Eukaryota; Metazoa; Arthropoda; Insecta; Hemiptera; Aphididae. Bases 108 to 479 code for a protein of 123 amino acids. Gene Ontology annotation, cellular component: extracellular region. The record is from RefSeq and is a predicted model, not a curated record. Gene Ontology annotation, molecular function: hormone activity. The transcript is spliced from 3 exons.
GGGGACAAAAUUAUUAUAUAAAAGACCAACAACAGUUGACACCAAUCAGUUCACCACCUUUCUGCAAACCAUAUAUACACUAAUUUAAACAUUCAUUCAAGAAUAAAAUGAAGAUCACAGUAUACUUAAGUGUACUCCUCUUGACAAUAGUUAUCAAAACUGUAAUGGUCAAUUCUAUCCUACAACUACCACCACAACAAUAUUGUGGUUCUAAAUUGGCAGACAUAAUGCAAAUUGUAUGUAAUAAAAAGUACAAUGGACCAACAAAUGGAAAAAAACGAAAUGAGAUUGAUUCAGAUGCAUGGGAUUACAAAGACCUAGAAGACUAUAAUGCAAUUGACUACCCAUACCAACCAAGGCAAGAAGCAAUGUUAUUUAUGCCCACACGUAUAGUACGCUCUUCUAAAAGAACUAUCAUUGAUGAAUGCUGUCGCAGACCAUGUUUAGUAGCUGAAUUAAAAACUUAUUGUGCUAACUAAGAUUAAUAGAUUUAAAUGUUUUUAAAUGCUAAAUAAAGUUUAAAUACUAUUAUAUAAA